AUGGUGGUUACCCUUUUCUUUUUAGAAAUAAAAAGAAAUCUCUAUUCUCCACCGAAAAACAAAGACUCAAACUUUAGUUUAGUGGAAAAAGCCCCUUAUCGGAUUUGAACCGAUGACUUACGCCUUACCAUGGCGUUACUCUACCACUGAGUUAAAAGGGCUUGUUUUAUUCGAUUCAUGAAUUAUAGCCUUUUUCCAUUAUGAGUCUACUGCAUAAUAUAUGUACAUGAUAUAUACAUAUAUGCACAUAAUAUAUACAUAGUUCAUUUAGGAGCAAUCAAUUUGAUUUACCCCCCAAAAGUAAAAAGUGGGCAAAUUUUUUAUUUUUUUUUUUGAUAAAAAUAAUGCAGUGAAUUGUUUCAAGACCGACCCCGCUUGUUUACCUUUACUGACUCAUCAAAACAAGAUUCACUUGAUUGAUACAUGUACCAAUCUGACAUCGACAUAGAUUCGAUAGAUUUUCUUGAAUCAUGUGAUGAGGGUAUUCGUACCCUGAACCGAAUUCUUAUAAAAAAAUAAAAAAGAAAAAAGGAAAAUUUCUAUCGUUUUUUAAUUUUCUGACUUAAUGUGAGAUAGUGAUAGGCAUAUUUUAUCUGAACAAUGAACGAAGCAAUGAGUUAAGUUAAAAUUAAUGAGUUAAAAUUGAAGAAAAGAAAUUAAGUGGGGUUCUACCCCCUUUUCUGUUCUGUCGGACCAAUCACUGCCUGAACUGACGGAGUCCUGUACCUCCUUUCGCUAUAUAAAAUAGUAUGGGAUGGUUCAUUCAUGAACCAUCAAAUCCAAAACAAAAUUCUAUGGAAUCAUAACAUAAAAGUAGAAAAGAGUGUUCAGAUCUAGUCAUAUCAUUAGAUUAUAUUGACAAUUCCAAAAAACUACUCAUACUAUCAUCAUAGUAUGAUGACAGUUGGGCGGAUAUGCCCCUAUCGUCUAGUGGUUCAGGACAUCUCUCUUUCAAGGAGGCAGCGGGGAUUCGACUUCCCCUGGGGGUACUACGAAAGGAAGUUGAUCAUGGAUUAUCAAUAAGCCUAGAAGGAAUUCUUCCUGGGUCGAUGCCCGAGCGGUUAAUGGGGACGGACUGUAAAUUCGUUGGCGAUAUGUCUACGCUGGUUCAAAUCCAGCUCGGCCCAAAAAUUCGCCGCUCCAUGAAUAUGAUAUAACCAAUGAUAUAACCAAUUUGUCCCCCAGAAACAAAAAUACCUGAUCCGUAAAAGAGAAAGAGUCCAUUUUUGUUUCUCUAUCCAUGUUUUUCUCAUUCGUUCUGAUCUUUUCUUUCUAACGAUCUAGAUUCAUAAUACUUAAUCAAAGCAAAGAUUAUGAAAGGAAAAAUCGUUUUUUCUCAAUGAAAGGUUGAUUAUCUAUUUUUGGCAAUAAAAUAAAAUAAACACAGGUUACUAGUAAUCCGUGUCACUUUCACUAUAGUCCAUAUCUAUGUGUUCUAUGUGUAUAUGAUAUCAGUUAGUAUAUCAUUCGUGUCUCUGUUACAACGCGACGAAGAAAAUGUUUUUCUGAAACCAUUAAGAAUAUGUAUACCAUACACCUCGCUGGGAUUGUAGUUCAAUUGGUCAGAGCACCGCCCUGUCAAGGCGGAAGCUGCGGGUUCGAGCCCCGUCAGUCCCGAACUAGGAUCCGACCGAUGAAUGGAGAAAUGAAUUUAUCUAUUUUCCGUGAAAAAGGAGACAGGGGGCAAGAUCUAAUCCCCAGUGGAGAUCCUUAUUUCUUUUGUUUUUCAUUUCGCAUUUAUCAUCAGACAAAUACAGGAAUUUCCAUUUCUUCCACUAGUGCCGAGUGAUAAGGGAGAGACAUAACAUAUAUAGAUUCGUACAAUCGGUGGUAUUCCUAUAUUUAGUAUUUUAAGAGAUACUCGUCUGACUUUCUUUUUCGAUUUUCUUGAUAAAUGAAAUAGAAUAGAGUGCUCCUAUUUUUACCGAGAGUACAUACGCAAAUUGUAUUCGUUUAUUGUACAAUACAUAAUGAACUUAACAUAAUUACCUCGACAGAGUACUUGUCAGGUUAAACGACAACCCUUUUUAGCUUCGACUUUGUUUGUGUAUCCUCAAUGACUAAUUGGAAACAAUCUAUCUCAUUCUCAUUUAAAUUGCACACUGAAUUUUUGAUGUAUGCCUUCCAGUCCCAAUCGAAGAAAGAGAUACUAAUCAAAUAAAAGAAAAGACCAAGCAACGUUCCUUUUUAUUAAAUUUGUUGGAAUUAUAUUAGAUCUUUUAUACUUAACCCGUCCUUUUUCCAUCUCACUUCUACUCUUUGGAUCUGUGUGUGAUUCAUAGAAUACCAGUCAUAUAAUACCUCAUAAUUGUAUGUACAUAAUUGUAUGUAUAAGUAUAACGAAGGAGGAGUAUAUAAGGAAGACGGUAGGGUUAUUUAUAGAAAAGAAAAAGUGGAAAAGGAUGAAAAUUCAAUGGGAUUCUUUAUUGGAUCAGGAAUCCCAUUUCAGAUUUAGUAUGGAUAAAGGAUCUUCCUAUGUUAUACUAUUCAAUUCUCGACGAUGAAUCGAUUUGAUAGAUCAGAUAUUGUUAUUCAUAAUAUUGAUCCGAUUCAGUAUCAUCAGGAUGCAAUUCAUCCCAUUGAAUUUACAGGAAUCAAAUUUCUCAUCUCUAUGGGAUUAGAUCCCGAGUUAUUGCGAAGUAAAAAAACAAUGAGAUUAUGGAAGUAAAUAUUCUCGCAUUUAUUGCUACUGCACUGUUCAUUCUAGUUCCUACUGCCUUUUUACUUAUCAUCUACGUAAAAACAGUCAGUCAAAAUGAUUAAUUUGACUGAAACUUGAUUUAUUAGUUCUUAUCAAUGAUUGAAUAAAUGAAAGAAACGGAUUCAAACUCCAAGUCUUAAAUGAAAUGAUCUGUCUGGAAUCAUAAGUAUCUGAGAUAAUAAGUAUCUGAGAUAGUAGUAUCUGAGCCGAGAUAGUAUGGUAUAGUAUUUAUUAUCCUAUUAAUGAUUUUCAUAGAAAGUUGUACUGUAUACAGAUAUAGGCUUUUAUAUAGAGAAAGCCUAUAUCUAGGUCAAUAUACAAUAUGUAUGUACAUAGAUUAGAUGUAUAUCUAAAUAGUACAUCAAAAUAACAGUCCAAUUCUAUUAUUUUUUUGGCUACAUUUACUUGUGUGGAUUUCGAUCAAUUCAAAAUAAUUGAAGACCAACUCUUCUAAUUCCUGGCUUUCUUAGAAUUUAUAUAUAUAUAGGUAUAGGUCCCGAGAUCUAUCAAAGGAAUCAAUGGAGCAAGACAAAAAGAGUAUGGGCAUAUUCUACUAUAAAUUAAAUAAAAAAAAAGAUAAAAGAAAACGAAACCAAAGAAAAGAAUCUUUUUCUUUUUUUAGAUUUCCCAUCUCAAGAAGUCAUUGCUUGAUCUAUUAACAGAUGAUCUGCGGAGUUCUAUUCCAUGAUAACUUCUUCAGAUUUGAAAAAGAAGUAGAUUAAUAGAGUAGACCUUCCCAAUUUUUUAUGCUUAAACAUGACAUGAGAUGAGUCAAAAAAAGCAUAAAAAAAUCUCUAGGAGUCUAAAAAAAAGGUGAAAUGCGCGAUAUGUGGAUCGCUCAACGGAAGAAAGAUCUAAUCUUAUUAUGUGUAGAACCUCUUUGGACAACAACUAGUCAUUUCCAAUAGAAAGUAUGUAUUGUCGUAAUCUAAUAUAAUUAGAAUAGCGGAACGGCUUUCUCUUCUCUUAGAACAGUAAAAGUAAAGAAAGAGGGAAACAAAUAAAGAAAAAAAGAAAAAACCAAUUUCAGAUUUUUUCUUUUUGUAAUAUCCAUAAUUCUGGUAAGAGCUGGUUUAUCAAAAUAGAAUAUUUAGGAAGAAUUCGGUUGGAAAAAAUUUCCUAUCAUGCGUAGAUUUAGGUUUCGAAAUACAACUAUAGUAAUCAUUCAUUCUUUGAUCGAAUGGUUAUUAUUCAUUAUUGUAUUUUCUUAUUCAUUACUGUAUUUCAGUAUAAUUUUGAAACAGAGACAUUCUUUUUUUAAAGCUUUGCAAAACGAUCAAUUAAACAAUUGAUAGAAUUCAAUUACUCAAUCGAUUACUCGAUUAGUAGUACCCCUAGAGUCCACUCCUUCCCCAUACUACGAGUGAGAGGGAAAAUGUAAAGACUACCAUUAAAGCAGCCCAAGCGAGACUUACUAUAUCCAUAUAAAUUAUGUCUCCUAUCUCUAUGAAGGAAUUAUUCCAUUAUUGAUCAAUAAUCAUAGUGGAAUCAAUGGCGCAGAGUCAAAAUGGAAUUCUGACUUAACUUAAGGCUAUUGAUGAACCAAUCCAAUGAAUCUACUCGUAACAAGAUUAUAAGAUUUCUGGUAGAAUCGGGAAGCAUUAAGCAUAAAUACAAUACACACACCUUUUCUCGGAAAAUGAAAUAACAAAGGAAUACUCCUAUCCCAAUGGAACAUGUAGGAGUACUAAGACCUAUUGUUUGUUACCCUUUUUCAUAAGCAAAAGACAUCAAAAUAUACCAUCAAGAUAGAUAACUAUCUAUCAGAUACCUCUAUUUCCUAUUUGAUCUAAGCCUUACUGUUUUUUUUGUGAAAGAAUGGGGAGACACCAUCACCAGUAUUACAUACAUUCUUUCUUUUUUUCGUAAUCCCCCUAUCUUACACGGGCAAAGAAAUUCCUACACGGGCAAAGAAAUUUUUUUGUUUCUUCAACUUUUACUUUUACUCUUUACUCAAUAAGAGCCGACCAACUAUCCUGAUUGAAUGUUUGAGUACUCAGAGACUCUCGUGAGUCUGGAUACAAAGUAUCUUCAGUCCUUUCCACAACUUCUAAAUUGAUUUCCCAUCAGCCUAUCCAAUCGAAUUCCAGACAGAGUCAGUAGACACAACGGUGGUAGUGUAAAAUAAUUAGGAAUUCUUGAUAGUCUUUCGUACAAUCUCUUCUUCAAUCCUAGUAGCAAAAAUGGAGUGUCCUUUAGGAACCUUUGGAUACCAAGAUUUCCGACCUCUUACUUUCGUAGUUUUGAAUCCCAGAAUUUACUUUCACUAUUUAUUUAUUCUACUUAUAAAAUAAAUGUCCGAACCAAUCAUAAUCAUAUUAAAAUCAUAAUCAUAUUAAUAAGUAAGGCUUACUUCAUCCCUAUUUGUACCGGUUUGGGCCACACCCAAAGCCCGGAUUUUUAGAAAAAAAUUGACUUUCUUUAAAAAAAUUGACUUUCUUUAUAGAACUACAGAUUCUAAAAAUAAAGUAUCGAUAGGCUUAUCCUUUUGCCUCUCCUUCUCCGGGGACAGAAUUCGUCGAGUUAAAUCAGCAGAAUAAGAAAUCCCAAGUUUUUUGUUGAUCAGGCGACACCCAGAUUUGAACUGGGGAUAAAGGAUUUGCAGUCCCCCGCCUUACCACUUGGCCAUGUCGCCAAACCAAAUUCGAUCCAAAUAAGAUAAAAAAUAGAUUUCUGGUCAAAGACUGAAAAAUUCAGGGCAAAUUGGAACCAUUAACUAUUUGUUUUGUUGUUUUGAAUUAGCGAAAGGUUCUUCAAUUUGUAUCUCAAAUUGUUGCGUUUCCUUAAUGGCAUAACAAAAUCAAAUUGAUUUAUGACUAAUUCAGUAUCAAUUAUUUUCAAUAAUCAAUCUUUUUCAAUUUCAAUUAUAACAAUAUAAAUUAUAACAAUAUAUAUGUGUAUAUGUAAACCUCAAAACAGAAAUUGUUACACAGAUACCGCUCUUAUGUACAUAUCCCAUAUCCCUAUAGAGAAUCGUCGUGCCUUCUUUUUUCAUUUUCUAUAUGCAAUAGAAAAAAUAGGAAUUAUGAUAUAGUGCGACCUGACUUCUGUUGCCACAAGUGAAAUUACGAUAAAAGAUGUGAUAUGCGGACAGGUAGAUAGCUAUAUUGGCAUGCACUUAAUAAAUAUUACUCCUAUUACGCAAUUCAAUCAUAUUCUAUAUAUUCUACUAGCAAAAAAAUAAUUCGAAAUUUUUUUUGAACAUGAAAUGAAACUCAAAUAAAAUUAAGUAUGCUAAAAAGGGAAACUCUAUAUUGUUCCUGUUGUACCUGUCGCAAAUUCGAACUUGCGUCGAAAAUGCUCUUCAUUCCUCUGUCUCAUUUCCGUUCAUACGUAUGAAAUACAUAUAUGGUAUAUGGAGUUGGCUAAAAUUUCAUGUGAUUCAGUAAACAGAAUAUACAUUCCAUCAUUGCUAGAUCGAUCCGUAUGGUUCGAUAAAUAGUGAGCUAAUAAUGGGAUUUUUCAAUAAACAGGAAACUUAAGAUUAAGAUGCUCCGGAAUGAUGGAAAUGAGGGAAUGUCCACAAUACCUGGAUUUAGUCAGAUCCAAUUUGAGGGAUUUUGUAGGUUCAUUAAUGAGGGCUUGACGGAAGAAUUUCAUAAGUUUCCAAAAAUUGAAGAUACAGAUCAAGAAAUUGAAUUUAAAUUAUUUGUGGAAAGAUAUCAAUUGGUAGAACCCUUGAUAAACGAAAGAGAUGCUGUGUAUGAAUCACUCACAUAUUCUUCUGAAUUAUAUGUACCCGCGGGAUUAAUUUGGAAAACCGGUAGAGAUAUGCAAGAACAAACCGUUUUUAUUGGAAACAUUCCCCUAAUGAAUUCCCUGGGAACCUUUAUAGUAAAUGGAAUAUACAGAAUUGUGAUCAAUCAAAUAUUGCAAAGUCCUGGUAUUUACUACCGUUCAGAAUUGGACCAUAACGGAAUUUCUGUCUAUACCAGCACAAUAAUAUCAGAUUGGGGAGGAAGAUCGGAAUUAGAAAUUGAUAGAAAAGCAAGGAUAUGGGCCCGUGUAAGUAGGAAACAAAAAAUAUCUAUUCUAAUUCUAUCAUCAGCUAUGGGUUCGAAUCUAAGAGAAAUUCUAGAUAAUGUUUGUUACCCUGAAAUUUUCUUGUCUUUCCCGAAUGAUAAGGAGAAAAAAAAGAUUGGGUCAAAAGAAAAUGCUAUUUUGGAAUUUUAUCAACAAUUUGCUUGUGUAGGCGGGGAUCCGGUAUUUUCUGAGUCUUUAUGUAAAGAAUUACAAAAGAAAUUUUUUCAACAAAGAUGUGAAUUAGGAAGGAUUGGUCGACGAAAUAUGAACCGGAGACUGAAUCUUGAUAUACCUCAGAACAAUACAUUUUUAUUACCACGAGAUGUAUUGGCUGCUGCGGAUCAUUUGAUCGGAAUUAAAUUUGGAAUGGGUACACUUGACGAUAUGAAUCACUUGAAAAAUAAACGGAUUCGUUCUAUAGCGGAUCUGUUACAGGAUCAAUUCGGACUGGCUCUUGUUCGUUUAGAAAAUGCGGUUCGAGGAACUAUAUGUGGAGCAAUUCGGCAUAAAUUGAUACCGACUCCUCAAAAUUUGGUAACUUCAACUUCAUUAACAACCACUUAUGAAUCGUUUUUUGGCCUACAUCCUUUAUCUCAAGUUUUGGAUCGAACUAAUCCAUUGACACAAAUCGUUCAUGGGCGAAAAUUGAGUUAUUUGGGUCCUGGAGGAUUGACGGGGCGAACUGCUAGUUUUCGGAUACGAGAUAUUCAUCCUAGCCACUAUGGACGUAUUUGUCCAAUUGACACGUCCGAAGGAAUCAAUGUUGGACUUAUUGGAUCCUUAGCCAUUCAUGUGAGGAUUGGCCAUUGGGGAUCUAUAGAGAGUCCAUUUUAUGAAAUAUCUGAAAGAUCAAAAGAGGCACAGAUAGUUUAUUUAUCACCAAAUAGAGAUGAAUAUUAUAUGGUAGCAGCGGGAAAUUCUUUGGCCUUGAAUCGGGGUAUUCAGGAAGAACAGGUUGUUCCAGCCCGAUACCGUCAAGAGUUCCUGACUAUUGCAUGGGAACAGAUUCAUCUUAGAAGUAUUUUUCCCUUCCAAUAUUUUUCUAUUGGAGCUUCCCUCAUUCCUUUUAUCGAGCAUAAUGAUGCGAAUCGGGCUUUAAUGAGUUCUAAUAUGCAGCGCCAAGCAGUUCCGCUUUCUCAGUCCGAGAGGUGCAUUGUUGGAACUGGACUGGAACGCCAAACGGCUCUGGAUUCGGGGGUUUCCGCUAUAGCCGAACACGAGGGAAAGAUCAUUUAUACUGACCCUCACAAGAUCAUUUUAUCAAGUAAUGGGGACACUACUAUAAGUAUAAGUAUUCCAUUAGUUAUCUAUCAACGUUCCAACAAAAAUACUUGUAUGCAUCAAAAACCUCAGGUUCCGCGGGGUAAAUGCAUUAAAAAAGGACAAAUUUUAGCGGACGGUGCGGCUACAGUUGGGGGGGAACUUGCUUUAGGAAAAAACGUAUUAGUAGCUUAUAUGCCAUGGGAGGGUUACAAUUCUGAAGACGCAGUACUAAUUAGCGAACGUCUGGUAUAUGAAGAUAUUUAUACUUCUUUUCACAUCCGGAAAUAUGAAAUUCAGACUCAUGUGACAAGCCAAGGACCUGAAAGAAUCACUAAGGAAAUACCACAUCUAGAGGCUCAUUUACUCCGCAAUUUAGACAGAAAUGGAGUUGUGAUGCUGGGAUCUUGGGUAGAAACAGGUGAUAUUUUAGUAGGUAAAUUAACACCUCAGACAGCAAACGAAUCGUCGUAUGCUCCAGAGGAUAGAUUAUUACGAGCCAUACUUGGAAUUCAGGUAUCCACUGCAAAAGAAACUUCUCUAAAACUACCUAUAGGCGGAAGAGGUCGCGUUAUUGAUGUGAGAUGGAUCCGGAAAAAGGGGGGUUCCUGUUAUAAUUCAGAAAUGAUUCGUGUAUAUAUUUCACAGAAACGUGAAAUCAAAGUAGGUGAUAAAGUAGCUGGAAGACAUGGGAAUAAGGGUAUCAUUUCAAAAAUUUUGCCUAGACAAGAUAUGCCCUAUUUGCAAGAUGGAACACCUGUUGAUAUGGUCUUCAACCCAUUAGGAGUACCAUCACGAAUGAAUGUGGGACAGAUAUUUGAAUGCUCGCUCGGGUUAGCGGGGGAUCUGCUAAAGAGACAUUAUAGAAUAGCACCUUUUGAUGAGAGAUAUGAGCAAGAGGCUUCGAGAAAACUAGUGUUUUCCGAAUUAUAUGAAGCCAGUAAGCAAACAAAAAAUCCAUGGGUAUUUGAACCCGAAUAUCCGGGAAAAAGCAGAAUAUUUGAUGGAAGAACAGGAAAUCCUUUUGAACAACCUGUUCUAAUAGGAAAGUCCUAUAUUUUAAAAUUAAUUCAUCAAGUUGAUGAUAAAAUCCAUGGACGUUCUAGUGGACAUUACGCACUUGUUACACAACAACCCCUUAGAGGAAGGGCGAAGCAAGGGGGACAACGAGUAGGGGAAAUGGAAGUUUGGGCUCUAGAGGGAUUUGGUGUUGCUCAUAUUUUACAAGAGAUGCUUACUUAUAAAUCUGAUCAUAUUAGAGCUCGUCAAGAAGUACUUGGUGCUACGAUCAUUGGAGGAAGAGUAUCUAACCCAGAAGAUGCUCCAGAAUCUUUUCGAUUGCUCGUUCGAGAACUACGAUCUUUAGCUCUAGAACUGAAUCAUUUCCUUGUAUCUGAGAAGAACUUCCAGAUUAAUAGGAAGGAAGCUUGAUCUGAAUGAAUCAGAAUUUCUAUUCUAUGAUUGACCGGUAUAAACAUCAACAACUUCGAAUUGGACUAGUUUCUCCUCAACAAAUAAAGGCUUGGGCCAACAAAA
This is a messenger RNA of Musa acuminata AAA Group (dessert banana), 9520 nucleotides long. RefSeq names its product DNA-directed RNA polymerase subunit beta. Gene Ontology annotation, biological process: DNA-templated transcription. The record is from RefSeq and is a predicted model, not a curated record. Bases 6191 to 9415 code for a protein of 1074 amino acids. The transcript has a single exon. Gene Ontology annotation, molecular function: DNA binding; DNA-directed RNA polymerase activity; ribonucleoside binding. Lineage: Eukaryota; Viridiplantae; Streptophyta; Magnoliopsida; Zingiberales; Musaceae.